This is a messenger RNA of Symbiodinium sp. CCMP2456, 476 nucleotides long. NCBI's taxonomy places the organism in Eukaryota, Dinophyceae, Suessiales, Symbiodiniaceae. The record is from the annotation of a GenBank genome assembly.
AUGGGGCGCCACGGCGGCAUCAACAUCCUCCACCAGAAGUCAUGGCACGUCUGGCGUAUGGACAACCGCCUGCGGGUGGAGCGCGACGAGCUGCAGCAUGCGCAGCAGGAGAAGGAGCAGCAAAAAGUUGAACGCAAGCAGGCCUUCGACAGCAAGCUCCGCAAGCUUCGCCGGAAUGCAGCCGGCGAGCCAGCAAUUGAGGAGUCGGAGCCUAUGCCCUCUGCUCCAACUUCCGCGCCCUCUGCACCGUCUGCGCCGCCGCGUCUGCGAGAGCGCAAGGAUGAAGGUGAUGCCUAUGGCAAGUACGGGGUGACCAAGUCCGAGCUGAAGCAGGCCGAGCAGGAGUUGGACAAGUCCCUGAGAAAGCAGGGGCCCGUGCAGGGCCGCAGCUACUGGGGCAAAGAAGGCCUCGGUAGCGGGCCUCACAUCAAUCUGUUCGAGGAGGCUGAGCUGGCUGUGAAGCAGCAAGAAGCCGC